Messenger RNA from Pungitius pungitius (ninespine stickleback), 982 nucleotides. It is a transcript of the gene phlda3, whose product is annotated as pleckstrin homology-like domain, family A, member 3. Lineage: Eukaryota; Metazoa; Chordata; Actinopteri; Perciformes; Gasterosteidae. Bases 262 to 681 code for a protein of 139 amino acids. Gene Ontology annotation, molecular function: phosphatidylinositol phosphate binding. The record is from RefSeq and is a predicted model, not a curated record. The transcript has 2 exons. Gene Ontology annotation, biological process: positive regulation of apoptotic process.
GAGGCGUGGAAGGUCCUCAAGAGGAGCCGGGCAUGUCUCAACACAUCCAGGCGGACCAGCCUACCAAAACCUCUUUAGGACGCAAUAAAUGAGAUGCGUUGUCUCGGCUGUCGUUACUUCACGACGCAGCCGAUGUGCUGUCCGCGCGCACAGUGACCUCCCGAGACGUGUCUGCUUUUAAUGGCUCCAUCACGGCGUCGCCGCCGAGCACUUCCCACAUUGCGCGGCUCUGCCUGAGGACUUUGGUGCUCCGCGUUCGCCAUGUCCCUCCCGGCCAAAGUGAUGAGAGACGGGCAGCUGGAGAAGCGCAGCAGCGGGCUCCUCCAGCUGUGGAAGAAGAAGCGCUGCGCGCUCACCGAAGACGGACUCCGCCUGCGCGACUGCAAAGGCGGCGCAGACGCCGCGAGCUCGGCGUGGAGCUCCAAAGCCAAGGAGCUCCGUUUCGAGCGCAUGGCCACUGUGGACUGCGUGGAGUACAAACGCGGGCUGGUGUAUUUCACCGUGGUCAUGGCUACGGGGAAGGAGAUUGACUUUCGGUGUCCGCAGGAGGGCACGGCGUGGAACGCGGAGAUCGCCUUGGCGCUGGUGCGCUACAAGAACCUGCAGGCCGUGCAGACGGGACGGAACAGGCGCCUGUCCGGGACACACCUGGGCAGCACCGGAGAGGAUGAGGAGCUCUGACCUGCUCAAACCGGAGUGCUGCUGGAUGGAGGUUUUCUACUUUUGGGGAGGGGGGGUGAACCAAUCACAGUGGGAGAAGGGGGCGGAGAACACCAGAGCCAUGGCGCAAGGCGUGAUGGGAUGGAAGCGGCGUGGACACGAGCGUCCCGGACACUGUUUUAGUCGUCCUCCGCGGGCCUCCCCACGCUGUCCUACAAAGCCUUUCUGCGUGGGACAUGCUGCGCAAGCAGCAUGGAUACAUGCACUUUUCUGUGGUCAUUGUGGAGGACUCUUUUGUAAAGGAAAAAAAAAAAAAAAACAA